AUUUUCAUGACCAGUACCUGCAGAAUUGUAGCACCUCAGUAGUACUAGUCAGGGUGUGAGCCCAGUGCCCAGGAAAGACCCAGCAAGAAUCAGGGAUGAGGACCUGUGUCCGGUCUAGGUACGUUUGUUCUCCCAUAGUGUGAUAUGUGUACGUGCGUCAAAUGCCCUUGUGGAGACCAGUACAGGAGGCUUUGAAGAAUGGGCCGGGGUCGUGUGCUAUUAGCAGCCGGCCCCAACUCCAGCUUCUGGUAUAGAUCAGAUUGUUCAGACUAGGAGGAGGGCCUGGGGGCGGGGCAAGUAGCCAGGCGGGUUUGACGGGUAUGUGGGAACCAAGAGGGUUGGCCCAAGGUCAGGUGCACUCUUUUCAGGGAGGGGCACUAGCUACCUAGUGGCAGACAAGCCAGAAAUUGGGGUCAGAAAGGAAGAGACGCUGCGGUCCCACACAAGGAAAGGUCUACAGGUGAGUGUCUUGCAAAGUGGCCAGAACUGAUCGUUGGGGAGCUCUAACAACCUGAAUCUACUGCUUUCCUUAGCUGUUGGGCACCUCUUAGGCCAGCGGGGGACCCGGUGGUCCAGGUGACUCAGUGCGUGUUCCAUGGAGUCUACUCGGGUUGGAGUUGAUUCUCUUGCAUCUCCUUUCCCAGAGAUGUGUUCCCUACAUCUUUAAAGCUGCUCCAGUUUGUCUCUAGACCUUUGGUGACAACAGGUCCGGACCAGGACUCCCUGCCCUCUUGUUUUGUGCUUCCUUGUACCUGCUCUGCCCUCUGAAGUCCUCCAGUCUGUCCAACGCCCAGGUUCCUGCCUGAGUGAGCUCUUCUCUCCACAGGUCCAAUCUGAAUGCCGUGUCCUCGGCUGCCCUGGCUCCGCCGCCACCGAGCCUCCCAGGGCUCUGGCCCCGGCUCCCCAAGUACCCUCUCUGCACCCAACUCCCCCAGCAGAGGCGAAGACGAGGAUGCAGAGGAGGAGGAGGGUGAUGGCACCCCUGGGUCGGGCCCCAUUCUGCCCCCUGCAUCUCCCAUGGAAUGUCUUAUCUGCGUGUCACCCUUCGACGACAUUUUCAAGCUGCCUAAACGCCUGGACUGCGGCCACGUAUUCUGUCUCGAGUGCCUGGCACGCCUGUCGCUGGCUACCGCGGGUGGCGGCGAUGCAGUGGCUUGUCCCAUGUGCCGCGCGCCCACACGCUUGGCCCCACGCCGGGGGCUGCCCGCUCUGCCCACGCAGCCCGGUCUGCUGCCUCGCGAUGCGCGCGGGCCACUGCCGCGCCAGGGUUCUGUGCGCUUUGACCGACGCCGGGGACUCCUGUACCUGCGGCCACCACCGCCGUCUCUGGGACCACGCAAGAGCCGCACAGUGCGCGCCCCGCCACCUCCACCCCCGCUGCGCCUCGGCCGCCCGCUGUCACGUCGCCUGUCCCUGAGCAGUCCAGCAUGGGCCUUCAACGCAGCAGUGGCGCUGGCUGUGCUGGUGGCCGCGGGUCUCGUGGUCUCGGGUGUCUACAUCUUCUUCCUCAUUCCUCAUGUCACCAGCUCCGGUGCGCGGCCUCAGACUGUGGCUCUGGCCACUGAAAAUGAUUUCUGGGUUUCACCGCGGCCCAUGCCGGUGGCGCCCUGGACACGACGCCCCACAAAGCCUGACCUGGACCUGGACGAUACUUUGCCAGAGGCUAGCAAGGACACGCCCGAGCUUGAGGAGGCUACCGAGGACCCAUUAGAGACACAGGGGAUCCCGGAUUUACCACUAGAUCAAACACCAAAGGCGGAGACUGACCUUGGUUGGAACCCGAGGGCUCGGGCUGAUGGGAAGAGGAUGCGAUUGCAGCAAUAAAUGCCUCCACUCCGCAGGCCCAGCCCCCGGCCUGGGAACUUCUGUGUCAUACUGGAAGGCUGUAACAGAAUGCACACUGGAAAGACACAAACUCUCUCAAACCACUGUAGUUGUUGUACGAGAAUUCUCUGAGAACAUCUGUAAUUCCCAUGACCAUCCAGCUAAAGGUACUCUGGCCAAGACCAGCCAAAAUGAGUAGCAUAUAGGUCUAGAUGGGGUGCCCCCGGUGUUCAUCUCUGGAAGUCCGGUCCGCUGCUUCCCCAGUGCCGUCUACACAGCACUGUGUCAGGGCACUUUAGCCUUGACCUUGUUGGAAUGCUGUUAGGAGCACCUCACGCUAUGCCAGCCCAGCCCCCUGCUGCAGAUGCUCCUAGCCAGCUCUGGGGACUGAAGGAUCUGCUCAUCCUCUGGGCUCACCGAAGGGGCUUGGGGCUCCCAUCUUGGAAGCACAAAACAACUGUUCUGAUCAUGCGACUUGCUACCCACAGCCAGUCUGUAAACGUCAGCACCUGCACACCCGACCGAGAUUCCAGCUUGGAGGGGUAAAUGUGGCCUAGCCAGGGACGGGCCCUGACUCCUGACACUGGCUUCCAUUUGAGAAGUAAAUCCCAGACUGACCUAAGAACCUCCACUUCUCUGGACUUCAGUUCCUGGGUCUGACUCAAUAUGUUGUGGAACAGCUGUGUCUUAGAGAGGCAAGGCCUCCUGUAGCUCAGACAGAAAUACUCACUGAGGGAAGUUCUGGCCGUCCCUAGCUAACAUGAGAGACGCUGCCAGCUACUCCUGGGAUCCAUCAGCUCUGCCUAGCUUUCCUUCUGCCUCAGCUAAAGUCUAUGUCUGUCCCGUGUUCACGUCUGUGGCAGAUGCCUCCUGUCUUCCUCCCAAAGGCGUAUUUGCUUAGACAGAGUUGGAGGAAGGCAGCCACUCUCUACACAGGCUGAUCAAAGGGCCUCUGGAAACCGUGUCCUACCUCACCUCAUCUGGCAUGAGACACUGUAUAUUAAGGGUGGGCAGUUAUUUUCCAGAAUAAAAUGUGACUUGUAUGUA
Apodemus sylvaticus (European woodmouse) is the source of this 2871-nucleotide messenger RNA. RefSeq names its product ring finger protein 225 (gene Rnf225). The record is from RefSeq and is a predicted model, not a curated record. Gene Ontology annotation, biological process: protein ubiquitination. NCBI's taxonomy places the organism in Eukaryota, Metazoa, Chordata, Mammalia, Rodentia, Muridae. The coding region runs from base 838 to 1824 and encodes 328 amino acids. The transcript has a single exon. Gene Ontology annotation, molecular function: ubiquitin protein ligase activity.